AUGACACGAUUUGGGGACUUUGCGCCACUAUGUACAAAUACACCCUCGUACACUUGGUGUAACCUAUUCUAUCGACAACUUUCAUCCGAUUCAUCUUUGAAAAGUAUCUUGACUGGUCUCUCUGCCGAUGCGAAUUCAGCACCAGUGGGGAUCAACCCUGUUUGUGGUAUCGCUAAAGCUGGCACUACAAUCGAUGGUCCACAUCAGGGCACAGGAAAGAGCUUAGGGAACAUCGCCAAUAUAGUCGUGUGUGCUGUGAGCAUGCUCGUGAUUUUAGGCCUAAUUGUUGCAUCUCAAAAGAGGAAAGCAGCAGUCGGUCGUGUCGAACUACGAAAUCUUCUAAUCCUCUAUUUCCUCACGUUACCUUUCCAACUUCUGACCACUGGCUCCUUCCUUGCGCAAGGUUCGACAGCGCUGGUUGCAUUAACCGCAAUACACGCAGGGCUCGUAGCGGCUUUUUUCUGGGCACUGCUAAUGAAUGCACUCAUCGCCACUCAGAAAAUUGAAGAUGGAACACCAGCCGCACUAGUCCCCUAUCUCCUUUUCUGCGCAGCCUUCUUUGCGGGUACCACGUACAUUGCAUUUGAUGUUGGGUUAGGCAUCACGACGGCGUUGGGUCCCUCAAAUGACCCCAGAGAACUGCGAAGCAUUCCGUUAUUUGUUCUGACGAGCAUCUGGCCAGCAGUGGCUGCGAUACUUUAUUUUGGUAUCAUGACAUACAUCGUCCUAGCUGUCCUUAAUGAGACACGGCCAAUGUGGUACUAUAUCCUUUCUGCAGGAUUAUUUGUGCUUAGCCAGCUGGCUUGGUUCCUCCUGGGAAAGGUUAUUUGUGAAGUGAGCAAUAUUCUUCUCGAUUUCUCCAUUUUACCCCUACCGGCACAUACUACCCAUUCUACGCCCGGGUAUUUGACCGCGGUGACCGCGCGGUCAUCACUUGAAACAGGGAAAUGA
This is a messenger RNA of Lentinula edodes (shiitake mushroom), 951 nucleotides long. RefSeq names its product chitin synthase III catalytic subunit-domain-containing protein. The coding region runs from base 1 to 951 and encodes 316 amino acids. Gene Ontology annotation, cellular component: endoplasmic reticulum membrane. NCBI's taxonomy places the organism in Eukaryota, Fungi, Basidiomycota, Agaricomycetes, Agaricales, Omphalotaceae. The record is from RefSeq and is a predicted model, not a curated record. Gene Ontology annotation, biological process: protein folding. The transcript has 4 exons.